AUGCUUUCCACGAAGUCAGUUUCAGGAAGGAAGAAGAGUCUCAUGAAAGCAUCGCGAAAAGAUCAAAAGGUCAGAGCCAUCCAGGCCCCGGGGCGAACCGAGCAUGUGGUAGCCUUUUCGGUAUCUCGCGCUAGCCAUCUUGGGAUGCGGAAGACGCAUACUUUAGCUUUGCUUCAACCUCCGAUGAACUUGAUUCACACCUCAAAUGGGGUUCUUCGUAGUCCAUUUGACCGACACCUAAGCAUGUCAUUUCCCCUCUCCUAUCGCUACUCCAACUCAGAUUCCCAUCUCCACGAUGAUUCCCGGAUGCAACACCUUUUCACUCUAUUCACAACCGUCGAUGACAAUGAAGGAGUCCCGCCCCAGAAACUAAGACUGCUAGCAAUGAGUUCGAGCUCAGUUUACAUCCUCAAAAAAGUCUCCAACGCAGUUCUAAUUCUCGACGAAACUGUGCAGUUAGACUCAAGCGUAGCGAUGGGACUCGGAAACAACAUAAAGCCCAAAACAUCUAAUAUUCCAGGCUAUAUGUGCUUUUCCUUUUUACUGGAGCCAUUCAAGACGUCUCGACGACCAGCGUUCACCAAGAAAAGGAGGAAGUGCCAAGAAGUCAUCAUCCUCUCGCUUAACUUACUAUAUCGGGUCAACCCACACACCUCAAAAUUUUCCGCACCACUCGUUCUCCUCCUUCUCCACACUACCACCAUGCCUUCCCAACCCAAAACUGCUCGCCGUGAAUACAAUAAGCCUACCCUUACUAGCAUCUAG
This is a messenger RNA of Lindgomyces ingoldianus, 765 nucleotides long. RefSeq lists its product as uncharacterized. The record is from RefSeq and is a predicted model, not a curated record. NCBI's taxonomy places the organism in Eukaryota, Fungi, Ascomycota, Dothideomycetes, Pleosporales, Lindgomycetaceae. The transcript has 5 exons. The coding region runs from base 1 to 765 and encodes 254 amino acids.